Messenger RNA from Myodes glareolus (Bank vole), 1818 nucleotides. RefSeq names its product RuvB like AAA ATPase 2 (gene Ruvbl2). NCBI's taxonomy places the organism in Eukaryota, Metazoa, Chordata, Mammalia, Rodentia, Cricetidae. Gene Ontology annotation, molecular function: ATP-dependent activity, acting on DNA; ATP hydrolysis activity; ATP binding. The record is from RefSeq and is a predicted model, not a curated record.
UCUCAACUGCGGCCCCAAUUUGGGGAGGAAGGGUGGACAGAGGGGAAAACGAUCGUGGAGGACGUGUGGUUGCUACAAAAAGUGUUCAGGAUUUUGCAAUCGGACUUAGCCGUUGGGGGUGGGGGUGGGUGGGUAAAAGGAGGAGGAGCAGCAGAUGUCAAGAACCCGCCCAAGAUUCAGACACCCGCCUUUCAAUUUAGCCUCUGGUAUGGGCGCGGCCAGGAGAGUUUUACAUAUUUUAUGAACCAUAGAGAGGGCUGGAUGACCGGGAAGCCUAGAGAGAACAAAGGCCGCUCCUGGCCGAUUUCCGUUUCCGCUGAGGCAUUGGCGGUUGGUGUGCAUCAUGGCAACCGUGGCAGCCACCACCAAAGUCCCUGAGAUCCGGGAUGUGACGAGAAUCGAGCGAAUUGGCGCUCACUCCCACAUCAGGGGUCUUGGAUUGGAUGAUGCCUUGGAACCAAGACAGGCUUCCCAGGGCAUGGUGGGGCAGCUGGCUGCCCGGCGCGCAGCUGGUGUGGUGCUGGAGAUGAUCCGAGAAGGGAAGAUUGCAGGGCGGGCCGUUCUCAUUGCUGGCCAGCCAGGCACCGGGAAGACAGCCAUCGCCAUGGGCAUGGCCCAGGCGCUGGGCCCCGACACACCGUUCACAGCCAUCGCAGGCAGCGAGAUAUUUUCUCUGGAGAUGAGCAAGACUGAGGCUCUGACUCAAGCCUUCCGCCGUUCCAUCGGCGUUCGUAUCAAGGAGGAGACAGAGAUCAUUGAAGGCGAGGUGGUGGAGAUCCAGAUUGACCGGCCAGCCACGGGCACGGGAUCCAAGGUGGGCAAGCUGACCCUCAAGACCACGGAGAUGGAGACCAUCUAUGACUUGGGCACCAAGAUGAUCGAGUCUCUGACCAAGGACAAGGUCCAGGCUGGGGAUGUGAUCACGAUAGACAAGGCCACAGGCAAGAUUUCCAAGCUGGGCCGCUCUUUUACACGUGCUCGAGAUUAUGAUGCCAUGGGCUCCCAGACCAAGUUUGUGCAGUGUCCGGAUGGGGAGCUGCAGAAGCGCAAGGAGGUGGUUCAUACCGUGUCCCUCCAUGAGAUUGACGUCAUCAACUCCCGUACUCAGGGCUUCCUGGCCCUCUUCUCAGGAGACACAGGGGAGAUCAAGUCAGAAGUCCGAGAACAGAUCAAUGCCAAGGUGGCUGAGUGGAGAGAGGAGGGCAAGGCGGAGAUCAUCCCUGGCGUGCUGUUCAUUGACGAGGUCCACAUGCUGGAUAUCGAGAGUUUCUCCUUCCUCAACCGGGCCCUGGAGAGUGACAUGGCCCCUGUCCUCAUCAUGGCCACCAAUCGAGGCAUUACCCGGAUCCGAGGCACCAGCUACCAGAGUCCUCACGGCAUCCCCAUUGACCUGCUAGACCGCCUGCUCAUUGUCUCAACGUCCCCCUACAGCGAGAAGGAUACCAAGCAGAUUUUGCGCAUCCGCUGUGAGGAGGAAGAUGUGGAGAUGAGUGAGGAUGCCUACACAGUUCUGACCCGCAUUGGGCUAGAGACCUCCUUGCGCUACGCCAUCCAGCUCAUCACAGCAGCCAGCCUGGUGUGCCGGAAAAGAAAGGGCACAGAAGUGCAGGUGGAUGACAUCAAACGCGUAUACUCCCUCUUCCUGGACGAAUCCCGCUCCACACAGUACAUGAAGGAAUACCAAGAUGCCUUCCUCUUCAAUGAGCUCAAAGGCGAAACAAUGGACACCUCCUGAGCUGACACUCCGCCCCAGCCCUGCCCACCUCGUUUUCUACAGAUUCUGGCACUGACUUUGUAUAAAAUGGUUGGAAACUGGAA